Messenger RNA from Zootermopsis nevadensis, 12371 nucleotides. The record is from RefSeq and is a predicted model, not a curated record. NCBI's taxonomy places the organism in Eukaryota, Metazoa, Arthropoda, Insecta, Blattodea, Termopsidae.
AUCUGCAUAAUUAUCUUUGGUAUUCGUCAUUUGGCAAGCAGGAUGCGGUGUCACAAAGUUGUGGGAGUGAGUUUCUGCGUUAUCAGUGUGUUAAAUAAUUUUGCUUUCCAAGUUCGAGAGUUUGUGCUCGGAAUUUAUGGUGUGUGUGCAGCGUGAUAAAAGUGGAUGAAUUAGUGUGAGAUACGGGUUCUUCCUCUCAAAUCUAAAGCAUUUGGAAGCUUUUUGAGUAGGGAGAGUUCAUCAUGGCGGCUAACAACCGGAAUAGGACAGCACAACACAAAAAUAUUACGUCAAUAUUUUCUAAGCUACACGAUGCUUUCGCUGAUGUUGUAGCAUCACCGAGAUUAGCAACAGAUAAAAGGACAUUGGAUAAAACUUGGAAACUGAUGGACAAAGUGGUGAAGCUGUGCCAGCAUCAAAAAAUGAACUUGAAAAAUUCUCCUCCUUUCAUUCUGGAUAUUCUUCCUGACACCUACCAACAACUAAAACUUAUUUACUCAAAAUAUGAAGGUGAAAUGAGUGUGCUUCAUAGGAACGAACAUUUCGUCUUGUUCACCGAGAACUUAUUUAGGAAAUGCAAGCAAGCUAUUAAACUUUUUAAAGAAGGGAAAGACAAGAUGUUUGAUGAGAAUUCCCAUUACAGAAGAAAUCUUACCAAACUCAGUCUAGUAUUUAGUCAUAUGUUAAGUGAACUUAAGGCAGUAUUUCCAAAUGGGAUAUUUGCCGGUGACCAAUUCAGGAUCACCAAAAGUGAUGCAGCAGAGUUCUGGAAAAACAACUUUGGAAACAGUACUCUUGUACCAUGGAAGAUCUUCAGACAGGUAUUAAAUGAAGUUCAUCCAAUCAGCUCUGGGCUGGAGGCAAUGGCCCUUAAAUCCACCAUUGACCUCACAUGUAAUGAUUACAUUUCCAACUUUGAAUUUGAUGUUUUUACAAGACUGUUCCAGCCAUGGACGACUCUGUUGAGAAAUUGGCAAAUUCUAGCAGUAACACAUCCAGGUUAUGUGGCAUUCCUCACCUAUGAUGAAGUAAAAGCACGCUUACAGAAAUACAUUACAAAACCUGGAAGCUACGUCUUCCGACUUAGUUGUACGAGGCUCGGCCAGUGGGCUAUUGGCUAUGUCACAGCUGAUGGAGAAAUCUUGCAGACAAUCCCACAAAAUAAAUCCUUAUGCCAAGCUUUACUUGAUGGGUACAGGGAAGGAUUCUAUCUGUUCCCUGAUGGGCGCAAUGUGAAUCCUGAUCUCUCGUGGGCAGUGCAGCCAACUCCAGAGGAUCAUAUCAAGGUGACGCAGGAACAGUAUGAAUUAUACUGUGAAAUGGGUUCCACAUUCCAGCUAUGUAAAAUCUGUGCGGAGAAUGACAAGGACAUUCGUAUCGAGCCAUGUGGUCAUCUGCUGUGUACGCCGUGCCUCACAUCUUGGCAGGUAGACUCUGAAGGACAGGGUUGCCCAUUUUGCAGAGCAGAAAUUAAAGGCACUGAGCAGAUUGUGGUUGACCCUUUUGAUCCGAAGAGACAGCACAAGGCAGGAUCUACAGGGAACCUAGUGGACUUGGAUGAGGAUGAGGAGGACAUAAGCAACUGGAACUGUAAUAACAGUUCUCUUCAAGCACUUGCACUUUCCCCUCGUUCAGAAACUGGCGAUAGUCGGGGUGUGCGAAGUCCCAUGAUAUCACCUCGUGCCUCACCCCAACUUCUUCGUCGGGGAACAACUCCAGUUGCACCUCCUCCUCCUUUGCCACCCCGACGAGCUUCACCUACUCUUGGUAGCCCUACAAGUUCUCCGAGUAACCAGCUAACUGUUCCUAAAGAGGAUGCACCCCCUCCUCCAUGUACUUGUACAGUCACAAUUGUUGCACAAGAAACCGAAGAAGCAGAUUUGUCGUUAGGCAUUGGUGAUACUAGAUAUGACAUACUACAAACAUCUAGUAGUUCUGUGAGCAAUAGCCCAAGUAAAAUAACUGGCACAUCUUCACACAUCCGGCAUCAGUCUUGCCCAGCCCUUCCAAGUUCCUCUACUGCUACAACACUGCCAUCAAAAUCCAAUACUACUCCUUUAUUUCCACCACCCUUACCACCUCCCACAGUACCAUCUAUCCCAUGCACUUCAACAGUAUCAGUGUUGCAAAACAGUAACAUUCUGUCUACUUCUGUUGCAUCUACUUCAACAGCCCUAUACCGACAGCAGACAGGUACAGAUUCUAGUUCAGGAAAUUUACUCCAGAGGCAACAUAGUGGAGGAAAUACACAUACAAUCCACUAUGCAGAACUUGCUGAUAUAUCGGAAGAACCUAGUUAUGAAAACACAAUCAUCAUUUCUGGGGGCACAUCAUUAAUAAAACCAGAGUAUGGUACGACAGUUGAAACUGAUGUUCCAAGCUCUGCUGUUCUGUCACAAAACUUCAAACCACUUACCUUGGAAGCAAGCAAUCCACCAUUGCCACAUCCUGUCAGUAAACUGUUCCACUGCAGCACAAGUCAUUUGGAUCCCAGUGGAAGUUGUAAGACUCCACAUCAUGAACAUCGCCGCAGUUUGAAGGAAGCCAGUGAGGCUCAGAAACAGCACUACCAACGUAGCAGUGUGAGUGAAGCAAGUGUUGCUUAUGAGAACCUCAAUAUGGAUUACAUAGCGAAACUCACUUCUGAAGGUUAUGCCCAGGAUGCUGUGAUAAGGGCCUUAGGUAUUACAAGAAAUGACAUUGAAAUGGCUUGGGACAUUCUUCAUGAAUUUGCUACAAAACAAACCACUACAUGAUCUAUGCAUAACCCUGUGAUGGGUAAUUUUCGUUGAUAUUUGCUAGAUUAAUUUUAUAACAAAAUAAUAAAUGUAUAUUUAAAUGCAAUAUUCUUGGAAGGAACUCAGAUAGAAAGUGUUAAUUAUUAUUGGAAUUGUGACAACACAGCGAGGAUAAAAUGCUGGUGUUGUUUAAAAAAAAAUUUGAAAAUGUGAUAAUACUGAUCAUAAUCAUGGGGUCAUGUUUUGUAUGUAAAUGAGUUGCCUUUUCAUUUCCAUUUUAUCUUGUUGAGGCUGGUAAUACAAAUGUAGGUCAGGAUAUCUGCAUAAUUCAUAUUUUGCCAUUACCUUAGGGGAUUCAAAACAGAUUAUUAGUAAUCUGUAUAACUUAAUUUGACACCUAUAAUGCAAUUGAAAAACUGUGGUACACUUUCAUAUCAUUUGAUUUUUGUAAUUUCUCAUAUGCACAGUCCAUUGUUUUGUGUUUUAUUAUCUUCACAUGGUGAUGUGUGAAUUCAUUGCAUGGAGCGUAUUGAUUUGUAUUAUAACUGACUAGGCUUCCAUAGAUAAAGUUAUUGCAUCAUGUGUUUAUUACUUUACAAAACAAAAUGAAAUGAAGGUCACCUUCUGAGACUGGUAAAACAAUUUCUGAGAAUUACUGAUGUAAUAAAUUGCGAUAAUAUGUCUACAUAUAUGGUGAAAUGCAUUAGUCCUAUGAAUGAUAAUAUGCAGGGUAUUAAGAUAUUUGAUUCAGCUAGAAUGAAAAUUACUAAUUAUUCUUUAAAAUAAUAUUAUAGAAAUUUAUUACAAUGUGGUGUGCUAAAUUAAAAAGUUAUCUUUUUUACAGUACUUUCAUUAAGUGUACUUUUAACUGAAGUAUCACAAAGCAUGUAAAUUUCUAUUCCAAGUAAUAACUAAUACUGGUUAAUGUCGUUUGUUGGUGGUUUUAUCCCUCCACCAAUUACUAGUCAAUGUGUACCUCAUUACAGUUAACCAUUUUAGUACAAUACUGUCAAUCUUAACUUUUCUGGAAUAUAAUAUGAGCCAUCUCACUCAUUUCUGUGAUGAUAACAUACAGCAGAAUUCCUCGUUUUCUGAAUUAUAUGUGUUCUCAAUGUUGACACAUUUUCAUCCUGUUUGGUCAGUCCUUUUAAUAACUGUUGAUAAGUAAGAGUGUUUAUGUGGUGUGUGUAUUGUGUUGGAAAUGUAUGUGUAGGUUAUCUUUUUUUGGCAUGAGGAAAUUGAGAUUUAAUCACUUGCAGUUUGCACUUUAACAUAGAUGUUAUAUUUAUACAUUUAAAUAACGUAUUUCACGGAUACUGUAUGUGGUAUACAAACUACUACUUCCAAAAAUAUUUACGGUGCAAAUUUGUCAGCAAAGUAUUUCAUGAGCUUGAAAUAAAUUACAACUGUGCUAAUGUGGCACUUGUAAAACGAAGAGUAUAAUAUGGUUAGCUCAUUUUACUUGAUCUUGACAGUUCUGAAGAAUCGUGUGCCAUUUAAGAGCAUGUGUUUAGUAUUUUACAUUCACAUUUUUAUUGAAUUCUUCAAAGAGAGCUCCUUAUAUAUACAGUAUAUAUUUGACAUAAAAUAUUUAUCUCUUUAGAAUGAUUAACAUUUGUAGGAUUCGACGUUUUCACAUUGGUAUAAGUUUUAUAUUGUGGUCUUCUGGGUGGUUGUGCCACGUGGUCUUAUCUUCAUACCCCACUGUUUCAGAGAAAUAUGCUAUCUCUGUAUUCAGGGUUCAAGUGAAUAGGGUUAAGAUGUUGAUGGAUAUAGGAUGAGGAUUGGGCCAAGGAGCAAGAAAGAUUGUCCUUUCAGAGCCAAGUAUUUCAAAGUUAUAGACUUUAAUUUGAAAAGUGACUUGAGUCACAUCAAACAUCUAAGAGGGCUGCUUGUGGCCCAUGGAUGUGAGUUUUGACAUGUCUGUAAUAUAUUAUUCAGCUGUCACAUGAUGACAAUGAUGUUGUUUAGCUUUCACAUGCAGAAGGAAUUAUUUUUGUUGUUUCAUCAUCAUCAUCAUUAUUAUUGUCUAGAAAUGAAGAAGUUAGGCCACUUGACAUGUUGUAACCACAGUCUUUUUAAAAGUCAUCCUUGAUUUGAAAUAUUGUAAUAGUUUGCGAAGUCUCUCACAUUGUGUUCUGUCAGUAUGUUGAACACAGUUGGAUCUGUAUUUUAAUUGUCUGAUAUUGGUUCUAUUUUUACUUUGUUUAAUGUUUCUACAUUUCUUUAAUUGUUCAAUUUCCACUUCCAUGUAAAAGUGUUGGUGAGCUAGGGUGCUAUAAAUUUUUAUUGCAGUGUGUUUGUGGACUAUUGAUGGUUUUUUUAUUUAUGCUGCAAAACUCACAAUUCACUCUCUGCUUUGGACCACAUUCUAUUAUUCACAUGUUGUUCAUUACCUGUAUUCAGGAUUGCAAGAUGAAGGAAUGCAUAUAACACAAAUUAUUUUGAUAAGGUGCUUAUAUGUAAAUACUGCUUUUAAGUCAGAAGUGUGCACAAAUAGAGCACUGAGGAUGUCAGUACUAAGGGUGAUGGGAGACAGAGGAACCCAGUUGUAAUCCUAGAAUUUCCUAGUAUGUGCAGUAUGUUAAGUUAUUCAGUUUUUAAUUUUAUUAGAAGAGUGGUGCUUGCUUAUAGAGUAUACCCAGGGCUACUGUGACUUAAAUCUAUUAGCCAUUUAUCCAUGCUUUUAGAUCAAAGCAGAAAUGUACUUGACAUCAAUUUGUGUUAAUUUGUUUGUGAGUGGGCAAACAUUUAUGAGGUCCAGGGUGAACCAGUCCUACAGUUUAACCAAUUUUAUUAGGUUCUCAUACUCAAAUUUGCAGCAUGAAUUAAAACUUUUAUCUGUUUUAUUUAACCUCAGAUUUUAAUUCCACCUGUUCCAUACUCUCAGUUUCCUGGCUUUAUUUGAUUCUUUUUAGUCUAUGUUGUCAUAAGGACAGGAUAGUGAUGCAUAAAUGUGUAGGGGUGUUUGGAAGUGUUAAGACAUAAUCGAUAUUUUCACUAAACUACAUUAAUUAAGAUUCUGUGAAUUGUUGAAGUGGGCACUAUAUGAGACUGAGAAAGGAUGUUCAAAAAUGUAAAGGAAGUGAGAGAGUGGUCUUGGAGUAAAUUAUGAAUCCUGUAUACCAAAGGUCUUGGGUUCAGUUUUUAAUCCCAACUUUUAUUUAUAACAAAGUGAAAACUUUGUAAAUAUUUGGAACACUCAGCUGUCACCGUGGCUGAAAACCUGCUAUGAAACAGGCACCGCAAAAAUAUACUGCUGUCCCCAUUCUGAACUACUGCUUAUCCAUUCAUAUUCUCAGCAUAUUUUUAUAAUCAAUUUAAUAUUAUUUUUCCAUUGUGAUGUCCUAUGAUAUUUACCUGUCAGAAUCCUGAACUGUAAAUCACCUGUAUGCUAUUAAUUGUAUCUGAACAUCUAUGAGGUGUUAAUGGUGUGAACUCUUCUCAACUGAAACACAAUUGGAGAGCUAUAAUCUAAUUUUCCAAAUGUGUUUGUUGUGAUUUUGCAUUCCCCAUUGGUCUUCAUGUUUAUUCAUUACAAGUAAUUUAUUAUUUGUUGCAAAAAUAAUUAUGUUGCAAAUCACUCUGUUGAAUUUCACAAAUAAAGUUGUUGACAUAAUUAUCAUUUAUCAGCCAUGUGUCAUGGCUUAUGCACAUUCCAGCUGGCCAUGUGUUAACAGUAGCAUAACAUUAAAUUGUUAAACCCCAGUUAUAGUCUGGCUGGCAGCCCUGUAGUUCUGGUGUUAUGAGAUUUGAGAUUCAUAUGGCAUGAAGAUGUUCAUAUUGGUUUUUUGGGCUGUAUGCCAUGUGGACUUUCAGGUAGAUUUCUGUAUUUCAGGGGAACAUACUGCCUGCAUCUUCAGCCAUGAAACAUGGGUAUUUAACUGCAAGUCCAUGUGUUGUUACAGUGCAAAAGACCAACAUUGACACAGGGGUCUUAAAUCACCUGUUCCUGUAUGAUGUUGGUGAAGCAACAGUACUGACAUAACACUGCAUAAAGAUGUAUAUUGUUAUUCUUUUUAUAUUGACAUUUUUGAAAAGUGUCUCAAAUGAAAGUUAUAUCUCUUAAUGAGUAUAUAUUUUAUGAUAUACCUAUAUUUUAUUUUAUGAGUGGUUUUUGGAAGAUAUGAUGAACUUUCAACUUGAGCUUCAUGUAGUAACAGUAAGGGUUAUUUUAGAUUGAUAUGGAUAGGAAUAUAAUUUCCCCAGUAACAGUUACUGUAGUGUUUGAAUACAAAGUUUCACUGAAAUGUGUUGAGUAGUUCCAGAGAUGAAACAUGCAAACAAAUGGACCCACCCUUCCCAUGAUAUGUUCAUUUCAUACACUUUUGUGAAGAAUACAUAAAAAUUGUCAUGCAACAUGAAGACUAGCUAGGUCUUGCCAUGUCAAUGCAUAUUUUGUAACUUUGUGGUGCACAGCUAUCCUGUCUCUAGUCAUGAUAUAUAUGUUUGUAUAUUUUUAUCCCAUCUAAGUUAGAAUGAAUAAAGAGGUUAUAAAGCAGCAGGUUACAGCAGGGGUGUGCUGAAAUUGGUUCUGUCUACUUCUGUUUCUUUCAAAUAAUGUACCACUUGCACUAUUGGACUCAGAUGUAAAAUGUGAAGAAUCUUAUGAGACAUUCUUUAUUAUUCUGUGAUAUUAAGUUGUGCAAGAAAAUGCUGACUAUUCUGCUAAUUUCAUAAACAAUUAAACAUCUAUAUCUCUACCCACUUUCCAAAAUUAUUGUUACUGUCAUAAGAGUUGCCAACCUUUUAGUACCCAUGAACUUCAGAAGUAAGGCCUAUGUAUUAGUUACCAAGUAUGUAAACUAAUUAUUAUUUGCGAGGAAAAUGUAGAGGAUACUCGUAGAGUCUGCAGAAGAUAAAGAAAGGGUUUAAUGAAAUUAACAAAAUAUAAAGUCUUAUUUAAAAAAUAAUAUAACUGAAAUCAAUCCUUGCUUUAAUUGUAAUGUACAGUAACUUGUAUUUUUACAUAAAAAUAUUCUUAUGCUAAGUUAUUAGAGGCACAGUCGUGAAAUAUUGCCUGCACUCCAGGAUAUUUAGUCAUGUCUCUGUACAUUCUUUUGUGGAAUGAAGAUAGUUUUUAAAGUUGUAUUUACUGAAAUAAAUAUGUAGAGUUCUUCAGACAGAACUAGAAUAUUAAUUCCACUUUGUACAUGACCAAAGUUUUCUUAAGGUAUUCUGUGUUAUUCUUAAUAUCCUUUGCCAAGAUACACAUGUACUAGCUAGUAUUGUUACUGCUAGUUUUGAAAAUGUGGGUCCCCAUGUCAGAUAUUUCAGGGAGAUUAUUUGGCAGCUGUGCCAGGGCAUGGCCUUUCCACUCUGCAUGAACACUGCAUUAAUUGCUGCCGUUCCUAAUCUGUCUGGUGAUGUUGAAUAUAUUCCCCAUCAUCUCGGAUACAUUCCCCACAUCUCCUAAACUGAUUGUAGAUUACACGAUUUCUCCAAGUUCUUCUGUAGUGUAAACUCGUAAUGUUCUGCAUAAAGAGAACCUUGGACAAAACUGAGUCGUCUGAGGAAAAGUAGCAACUAAUGUGGUGAUUGCACAUAGCAGAAACUCUGUGCCUUGGCAGAGCAGCCACAUAAGCUGUCUGUAACUGCCUAGGCAAAUGUAAAUCAAUAGUAUAAACAAACAGAACAAAAAAUACCAACUUAAGACAAAUUAAUGUGUAGCAACUAACUCACUGGUUGGCCUUUGAAAUAUUCUAUUUGAUGUCUGCUAUCACACUACAAUCACAUGCUAGCAAAACUAAUAGUAUUAGCAGCAAUAGUCAAUGCAAAGAGCACAAAUCAUUCCAACAAGUGCUUGCCAAUGUUGAAUGGAAAUUUUAAAAAUAAUUAUAAAUAUAUAUAGUAUAAAUAAAAUAACAUUUUAUUUAUUAACAUUAAACAAAAAUAAUGAUUUUUUUAUAGUUUUAUAAAUAGUUAUUUAGCUGUAAAAUAAUUGUGGCCAUUUUUAUUUUAUUUUAGUAGUAUAUGCUUCUGUUGAAUCUAACUUACCACCCAUCUUCAAAUUGUUUACUUCAUUUUAUAAACAUUGUGUGAUGAACACAGAACAUAAUAUUUAACAACAAGAAUCAAAAUAUGGAAAAAAUUUCAAUUAUUAUUUACUUCCCUAGUAGUAACUAGAAUAAGUUUUAGAUGUAGGCUUCUGCAAUUAAUCCUUUCUCUUUCUUUUCACAUUCACUUAUCUUGUGCUGAAAGUAAUUGAAGUUUGAACGUAGCAUUAUAUAAUAAAUAAAUUGCCUCUGCGUUGAAUGGGCAAUUAAAUGACAUUAAUGUAACUCUAGUCACUUUUUCAGUAGUUGUUUAUAAUAUGCUAAGGGACAUUCUGAAAAUUGCUACAGUGAAAUCUUCAUAAUUUAGCCAUGAAUGUACAUCAUUUAAAGACAGUAAAACUUAAAAGAAGUAACUAAAUUAAUAAUUAUUAUUAGUCAUGAUUCAUUAAAUCAGUAUUGCUUUGUCUCUUGAAUCUCUACAAUAUGAAGUGAUGGAUGUGGUGAUCUUUGUUAUUAAUAAUAUGGACAUCAUAUUUUCUCCUAAAAAUACAAGACUUUAAAAAAUGCCUUCAUUUUUGAUACUGGAAAAUAGUCCUAGGACUCAGAGACCUGCUAACAAUUAUGUUUAUUCUAGUCUUUUGAGUAAAUAGACAUAGCACACCCCUGAAAGGAAUGUGGUAUAGAGAGGACUGCUAGAUUGUCAGACCUGGAAGAUGCACACAGAAAGUCUCUACAUUGUAAUGAUUUCCAAACUAUGUGACAUCUCCCUCUUGGAGUGAACACCACAUUCAGUUAUGAGGCAGUGGUUGGUCAGAUCUUCCCUAAUGAAACAAUUGCAUCCUUUCAUACAAUUUAGAAUUUGUAGUAAUGUGUGAUUGUUUGCAUUUUUGCCAUUGUGUAUAACAGUGCACUGCAAGAUGGGGAAUGAAAUAUGCAGAUAUUUUACACAUUUCUGGUUUAGAGUCGAAAGAAUUGUUUGAAUAACUGGUAACAUAUUUUAUAAUAUAUCAAGUAUAAACAUGGGAAUUGUACAGUGUUUUUAGGUUAGGGUUGCCAACUUCAAAUUACUGUAACUGAAGUAUUUCUUUGUUUAUUUCUGAAUUCAUCAUUAGUUCAGUCUGGGACAGAAUGAGAUAAAAUAAUUGUAAAUAUGCUGAUGAUGAGUGUAGCCUAUGAAGUUUUGAAAUAUUUUCCAUCACUGUUCUUGCUAUUGUAUCUCCUUUUUGAGUGUAUCUUCUGCCAUAUGUGCCUAUUUACCUUUCUCUCUGUAUUUCACAUUCAAUAUGUAUUGUUUAAGAAAGAAAACUAAUAAGACCAAUACCUUGUAUAUUCUUAAAUUAUUGUGGUUUAGACUCUGAAUAAGACUGAAUUUAAGUAAUUGUUGUGAUUGGAAGUAAUCUCAAAUUUAAUUUAAUAUUAUGCCAAAAAUGUGUUGGAAUUCUGCUGUAUUAUCAUAUUUAUUAUUAAACCAUGGAACUUUGAAGAGGGGUGUCACAUAUGGAGUAUAUAAAUGAGUUACUGUGAAGGGAAGAGAAAGUUCAAGUAAGCUCAAUACAACCAUUUUUUAAACUAAUCAUUCUGUGUUUUCUCUCACAUUAUUGUUAAUAAUAUGUGGCAUGGACAGGACUAGAUUGGUUAUAAUUUUGCCAUGUUAUUACUUUUUUGUACAUAUAAUAUGAGAAAUAAAGAAUAAAUGUUGAUUACAGAUGUUUCUGACAGCUAAUAUUCUAUAAACAGAGUCCCCCCUAGCAUAAUUAAAAUAUUAAGGUCAUACUCAGAACUAGCUGCAAGGAUUAAUCAUGUAGUUUGCCCCCAUAUGAACUUGUUACACAAGUUUUAUUAAAUGCACUUAGCCACAGUUGGUCACAAGCAUUGGGUGUCUAUAAGGGAUUAUCAAAUUCUGCUCUGUAUGCUGUCCGGUUAUUUAUGAUGUAUGUGGGCCGUGGGAUUUGUUGUCAGGUAUUCGUAGGACUUCACAAUGUAGAGAAAGAUGGAAGGGUAGUUCAGUAAGUUGGAUGGCAGUUAACGUUGUUACCAGCUGAACUCUUGGAAUUAUCUACUGCUAUGGUUUAAUACCAACUGUUUCUGGCAGGUCGUUUGUACAGUUAAAGUAGUACUGCGGAUAGAUGGCGAGCGUCGUAGGCCACCUACGUUGCCAAUCUUUAACAUCGUGUAGUCGGUUGUCCAGCAACCAGAAAUAGUUUAUAUACACAGUGAUGCAGAGAAGUUUGGGGGACAUUAUUGGACAGUCCUUCAAACAUUGUCAUUUCCAAACACAUCACUGGUAUUAUCAUACCGUCCAAGACCUACUCAUGUAUUUGGACAGCCAUUAAGUUCAGUAUACCAUGCAUCUGAUGUGGCUAGAAUUCAAGUGCUGAUGGAAUGUGGUGGAAUCUACAUUGAUGCUGACACACUAAUUCUUCGGUCAUUAAACCGUUUUCGUCACUUUGAAAUGGCUGUUGGUUGGCCGCAGGGAGAGUACAUGGGCACUCAGAUUCUGGUGGCUCAUAAGGAAGCUCGUUUUUUACCACUGUGGCUGAACAGCUACAGACAUUACCAUCCACGAGACUGGUACUACAAUGCUGGUCAGCAGCCAACAGAACAAAUACUGGACAAGGCACCAUACCUGGUUCACAGGGUUCCAGGCUUGUUUGGUGUGCACAAUCUUGCUGCUCGUCUUUAUGGGCUAAACCCAUGGCCACAAUGGCAUCGUAUGUUCACGGUGCAUCUCUUAAGCAGACAUGCUCCUGCCCCUCAGAAGCUUGAUGAGAAAUUUGUUAUUCAUUACAGAGCACCAUUUGGUGACAUGGCAAGGUGGCUGUUAUACAAGCUGGAACCAAAAGUACCGUUCCCACAAGCGGGCCAUUACAUUUACAGUAAAUCUAUGAAUACCAGCAUUUGUUCAAUAGGAGGUAGCAGUGGAACUGGCAAGUGACAGUAGUCAUUAGGAAUAAGAAGAAAGUCAAAUAAGAAUUUAUAAAAUUCAGAAAUAUGCCCAUUCCAGCAGGUAUUUACAGUAUCUGAGAGUGGAAGAAAAACAUAACCUUCCAGUGCAUCUCUUAAUGUAUAUUUAAAUUUAUUAUAAUACUGCACUGAGGUUUAAGAAAUGUUAAUGCUGUUAGGGCAGUAUUUAUUCUUUUUAAAGUGAUUAUCCUGGAGUAUGAAAAUAUUGAAUAAUUCAACAUUCUAAGUAUAUUUAGCUGAACUGAUAAGUUAAAGAUUUUCUCAUAUUUAUGUAAUCUCUUUUUGUUACAGCUAUUAUAUACUAGGAUCCAAUCUGUACAACCAAACAUUGUAUCCACUGUUUGCUGUGUGCGUGUUUGCCCCACACACAUCUUACCCAUAAGUCUUUGCACUUAGCUUAUGAAUGUAUGCAUGGUACAUUACAGACUGGUUCUAAAUGCUAUGACUGGAAUAACUAGACUUCCAUUAUAGUGAAUAGCGAAGUGUAUUUUGUUACUGUUCUUCAAAAUGGCGAACAAUGUGGAAAUGGUAAUUCAUAUCAUUGUGCUAUUUAAUUGUUUGAUGAGUCAUUGAAUUCACACAGAUCUAUUGCUUUCAGAUUUGUAUUCAAAUCUGAGCACUUCUGUUUUAUUACCAUAAUUAACAUUGAAACUAUAAAACUUUUCAAAUUGUU